Oncorhynchus gorbuscha (pink salmon) is the source of this 1091-nucleotide messenger RNA. RefSeq names its product odorant receptor, family 95, subfamily A, member 1 (gene or95a1). Gene Ontology annotation, biological process: G protein-coupled receptor signaling pathway. The coding region runs from base 40 to 1005 and encodes 321 amino acids. Gene Ontology annotation, molecular function: G protein-coupled receptor activity. The transcript has a single exon. Gene Ontology annotation, cellular component: membrane. The record is from RefSeq and is a predicted model, not a curated record. NCBI's taxonomy places the organism in Eukaryota, Metazoa, Chordata, Actinopteri, Salmoniformes, Salmonidae.
GCAGACAUCGACCAUUCCUCAAGCAGGCUACAUUGAAAAAUGCAGAAUCUGACCGACCUUCCAGGCAAUGCCACCAACUCACAGAAGAGCCUAUCUGUGAUAAUCAAGGUGUGUGUGGUGAUCCCCUUCUUCUGCAUCUUCCUCUACUGCAUCGUGGUCAUGCUGCACACGUUCGCCUCCCACAGACAUUUCCUGGACAACUCCCGCUACAUCCUGUUUGCCUACAUGCUGAUCAACGACACUCUCCAGCUCCUCUCCUCUGUCCUGCUCUUCCUCUUCGUCAUGGGCAAUGUGAAGUUUGCCAUCGUCUACUGUGCACCUCUACUCUUCUUCUCCACCUCCACCUUCCAGAACACCCCUCUGAUCCUGGCAGCUAUGUCCCUGGAGCGCUAUGUGGCCAUCUUCUACCCUCUGCAGCGCCCGGCUGCCUGGCGCGCUGACCGUAUCUGGAUAAUCAUCCUGAGCCUGUGGCUGGUCAGCUGCAUCCUGCCCAUUGUGGACUUCUCUCUGGGAGAGCCUCAGCCUGGCAUGAACGUCCUCUCCACCCCGGUGCUCUGCAAAACCACGGUCCUCAACGCAUCCCCCGUCCAGACACUGUUCAAGGUGUCGCUCAACGGUCUGUUCUUCGCUGUGGUGGCAGCCAUCAUCAUGUUCACCUACAUGAGGAUCCUGCUGGAGACCAGGAAGAUGCGUCAGGACCGGGCGUCGGUGGGCAAGGCCAUGCACACAGUGCUGCUCCACGGUUUUCAGCUGCUGCUGUGCAUGAUCGCCUUCACCCACCCGGUCACAGAGAGCCACAUCACUAUGCAGGCCGGCUGGCUGCAAGAGCACAUCUCCUUCUUCAACUACUUCUGCUUCAUCCUACUGCCGCGCUUCCUCAGCCCGCUCAUCUACGGCCUGAGAGAUGAGUCCCUAAAGGGCUACAUGAGGAGAGCUGUCUGGUGCUGCUCACACCGACACAGGAUCAGCCCCAGAGCCCUGGCCACCAAGCCCAGGGUCAAAUGAACUGGUCCUGAAGCGGAGCCACUUGUCAAAUCAAUGUACAGACUAGUAGCCUGUAUAUGUUAGUUCAUUAAAAGAGUAUAACCUUG